Messenger RNA from Prorocentrum cordatum, 850 nucleotides. The record is from the annotation of a GenBank genome assembly. Lineage: Eukaryota; Dinophyceae; Prorocentrales; Prorocentraceae.
CACCCAUCGCGAGCUGCCGUUCUUUGCGGACAUGGACCACGCCCUCGUGCGCGAGCCCGCGGGGGCCAAGUUCCUUCAGGCCCGCGGCCCGCCCAUCGCAUUUUGGGGGCACUUGAAGACGCCCAGCGCUUUCACGAACAGGGGGGGUAACAUCGUGAUAGGGCGCUGCGGGGGCAUUAUCCGCAAACUGAGGUCAAAGUUGCCGCAGCCCGAGCAGCGCAAGUUCUUCCACGUGGCCACGUGCCAAGAGUUGGACAUGUUGCACGGCAGGGCCUUAGCCGUGAGGCUGCGCGAGAACGACGCCGACCUCGACGACCCCAACGCAGACACAGCUGCCAAGAGGGGCGCGUCCGCCGUGCAGAAGUUGCGCAAGCAGGGCUGCAAUCAGAUGGUGGCUAGCUUGAUGAAGAUGCCCAGUUCAGAUUGGAAGGCGAAGGAUGCCUGCGUGGCCCGCGCAGCGGCUUCGCGGGCGCAGUUGGUGGAGAAGUCGAACGAAGAGCUUCGAUCAGUCGGCGCUGCCAUCCCCUCCGUCACGAGGCAGCUGGAAUCGGAGAUCCUCGGUGCGUGCAUGGAGACCUUCAACGUUUUCGAGAGAAUCGGCUCCGUGUCCGCCCGCGGAGGGGAUGUCAUCGCGCCCAUGCUCGCCUAUGCGGCCAUCGGCAUCAACUUCCGCAGGCUCAAGCGCAUGGCGUUGGCGCUGGCCUUGUUGCGCAAGGACGUUGGGAACUUCGAGCGGUUGCAGGCCUUGGCGGGCACUGUGCCAGGUUUCAAGGAGGUGCUCGGACGCGACGUCUCCGUCCAGCAAGUGUACCACGCCGUCAUGGAGGGCGACUUCGAGUUGACCGACGAG